AUGAUUCUUGAUGAACAAGUCAAUAUUCAACUUGAACCAGGAUCCGAUAACCUGGAACCAUUGACAGAAAAGUAUUUACGACUCUCAUCAAGAGCCACUGUGACGCAUUUGAGAAAGUAUGUUGCUCAGCAAGUUCUUCAUGACAUAUCAAAAUUUCAUGAAAUUGACAUUUUUAUCCAGAAUAAUGAAGAUGGUACUUUUCUUGGUCGUGAUCAUGUAUUGAAAUUUGUUCGUGUUGUUUACUGGAAUGAUGUUGAACCAAUGCCACUUCAAUACCGUUACAGUAGAAUAAUUUAUUAG
This is a messenger RNA of Heterobilharzia americana, 300 nucleotides long. Lineage: Eukaryota; Metazoa; Platyhelminthes; Trematoda; Strigeidida; Schistosomatidae. The record is from the annotation of a GenBank genome assembly.